Messenger RNA from Oryza sativa Japonica Group (Japanese rice), 771 nucleotides. Its product is annotated as V-type proton ATPase subunit F. Lineage: Eukaryota; Viridiplantae; Streptophyta; Magnoliopsida; Poales; Poaceae. Gene Ontology annotation, cellular component: proton-transporting V-type ATPase, V1 domain; membrane. The record is from RefSeq and is a predicted model, not a curated record. Gene Ontology annotation, biological process: proton transmembrane transport. Gene Ontology annotation, molecular function: proton-transporting ATPase activity, rotational mechanism.
CGAAGCCUUUCAGUUUCAGGUGGGACCCACCCCGCACACCACGACACCGUCUCGAUCCCCCCCUCCUCUCCUCCUCUCGCCGGCGACCCCUCCGCCGCUUCCUUCGCCGGAAUCGAUCGAUCCCAUCCUGCCCAAGCCGCCGCCGAUUUCACCUCACCUUGGUCCUAGGAGGUCGCCAUGGCGGGGAGGCCCAGCAUCCCGACCAACAGCUCUGCGCUCAUCGCCAUCAUCGCCGACGAGGACACGGUGACUGGGUUUUUGUUGGCUGGAGUUGGCAAUGUUGAUCUGAGGAAAAAGACAAAUUAUCUUAUUGUUGAUAACAAAACAACAGUCAAACAAAUUGAAGAUGCGUUUAAGGAGUUCACUACAAGGGAGGACAUUGCAAUUGUACUCAUCAGUCAAUAUGUUGCAAACAUGAUUAGAUUUCUUGUGGAUAGCUACAACAGACCGGUUCCUGCUAUAUUGGAGAUUCCAUCGAAGGAUCAUCCUUAUGACCCAGCACACGAUUCUGUCCUUUCUCGCGUGAAGUACCUAUUUUCCGCUGAAUCAGUGGCGUCAGAUAGGCGAUGAGAACUGGUUAUGUCCAUGCAACAUGGGAGAGCUACUCGGAGCAUUUACCCUUUGAAAUUGUUAUUCAUUUUGUGCCUAUUGUAAACACUAUUUUGUUUCAAUAAUGAGAUGUCGACCAACCAGUUGAAUUACAGCAAAAAUAAAGACGACGUUCAUGUUGUGUUUUCAUGUUUGUGAAUCUGUUCGGUGCUUCUGUGAUUA